Oncorhynchus masou masou (cherry salmon) is the source of this 11267-nucleotide messenger RNA. RefSeq names its product CDK5 regulatory subunit associated protein 2 (gene cdk5rap2). Gene Ontology annotation, cellular component: centrosome; Golgi apparatus. Gene Ontology annotation, molecular function: molecular adaptor activity. The transcript is spliced from 49 exons. The record is from RefSeq and is a predicted model, not a curated record. NCBI's taxonomy places the organism in Eukaryota, Metazoa, Chordata, Actinopteri, Salmoniformes, Salmonidae. Gene Ontology annotation, biological process: centrosome cycle; positive regulation of microtubule nucleation; regulation of Golgi organization. The coding region runs from base 124 to 9375 and encodes 3083 amino acids.
UACACCCAUAAUGACGUUAAAUCAAAAUGGCGGUAGUAACGGCUGCUUUGAAUUUUAUACCCGCUUCAUGUUGAGGUUUACUCGUAAAUAUUGAUAUAAAUUAAAAGGGAAUACCAUUUCAGGAUGGAUUCCGUCGUUGGAGAUGAUCAGACGCUUCCCUUUGACAUCAAUGGAAGCUGUAGCAUGUCCAAACUCCCAGACUCCAUAGACGUUGGGGAUUUCUCCAUGGACAACAUGACAGCCCCUACGUUUCCAGAUAAGAUGUCCCCCGUCAAGACCGCUCUCACCCUAAAAGACUAUGAGAAUCAAAUCAUGACUCUGAAGAAGGAGAACUUCAACCUGAAGCUGCGUAUUUACUUCAUGGAGGAGCGCAUGCAGCAGAAAUGUGACGACUCCACAGAGGACAUAUACAAAACGAACAUUGAGCUGAAGGUGGAGGUGGAGUCUAUGAAGAGAGAUCUGGCAGAGAAGCAUGAGCUACUGGUGUCUGCAUCGAAAGCGUUGGAGAGCCUGGCAGGUAGAGAGUCUGGUGACUCCCUGCGUGUGAGAGAGCGAGCCCACAGAGAGAUGGAUGCACUCCGAGACACUCUCAACAAGCGCAUCGCUGAGCUGGAGCAGGGUCUGAGAGCGGCCGAGAAGGAAGUCGACAAGAUGGCCGCCAUUGCUGAGCAGGAGAAGGUGAGAAGCAUUGGUAUGGAGAAGCAGCUCUUGGCCCUGGGCCCGUCGGGAACCUUCACCCCCACCCAUGUUCCCAGCAACGACCUGCAGCAGGCUCUACAGGAGAAAAACGGUGUCAUAGAUCAACUGAGGAUAUCUGUGAUGAACCAGGAAGCUGUGAUCCAACAGCUACAAAGUACUGGCAGAGACCACGGGACGGACACACCAACCACAGAGCACACCCUACAACUCUCUGCUCUCAUUGGCCAGAAAGACCAGGAACUGCAGACUCUGAGGGCUGAGCUGGGCCGCGAGAAGGGCAGGACGGAGAAGGACCAUCAGGGUUUCACUGAGCAGCUGAAUGAUGUGAGCAGGCUGGAGACAGCCCAGAUGCAGCUGAAUGAGGAGAUGAACCAGUUCAGAGCAAUGAACCAGAACCUCUCCAAGACCCUGGAGGACAUCCAGAAUAACAACAAGGUACUGUCUGGUAAGUUGGAGGAGACUGAGAACGAGCUGGGCUCGGAGAAGAAGAACGCUCUGAAACGAGACAAAACCAUCCAGGGACUCAGUCUGGUGCUCAAAGAAAAGGAAAAAGAGAUUGAAGAGCUGUGCCAUGAGAUUGAGGACAGGGACGAGGCAUUAGCCAAAGCCAGGGAGGCAGCGCACAAAGCCCAGCUCCAGAAAUACCAGGGUGCGGAAGAGCACCAGUCUUUGCUGAUGGAGAAGCAGGCGGAGCUGUCCCAGCUCCAGGGCGAGCACCACACCAAGCGGCUGGAGGCGCAGAAGCUGCAGCGCUCCCUGGGCAGGAGGGAGCAGGAGCUGGCUGAUCUGCAGCAGGCCAAGGAGCAGCUGGAGCAGGAGCUAGAGGAGCUGCAGCAGCAGAGGAAGAAGGGGGACAAAGCUCUCAAUGAGAUGCAGAACCAGCUAAAGAAGCUUAACGGGGAGCUGGGCGAGAGGGAAAGCAGUCUGGAGCAGCAGUACCAGGAGCAGCUGGAGCAGACAAAGAGGAGGCUGCAGAGUCACGAGGUCACCAUCCAGCGCCUUACCACCUGCCUGGCCGACAAGGAGCAGCAGCUACAGGAGUACAUGAACAUGAUGAGAGACAUGGAGCAGAGCAGAAGUCCUGAGGAAAGUGACACCAUGCUGUCAAAGCUGCGAGAACGACUGAAAGAAAAAGAAAAGGCUCUGGAGCAAGCGCUGGAUGAGAAGUUUUCAGCGCUAGAAGAGAAGGACAACGAGAUCCACCAGCUGCGUCUGUCACUCAGGGAGAAGGAGAGGGACCUGGAGAGACUCAACAACCUGCUGUCUCACAAUGAGGACACCAUCAACAGUUUUGACGCGUUGAUCAAGGAGAAGGACGUGGAGCUGCAGCACCUUGCCAACACUAUGAAGAACUUGCAGCGUGCCAAGCAGGAUGUGGAGGACAACCUGAACCGAGCCUGCAGGGAGAAGGACUCCAUCAUCAGUCAGCUGCAGCUGUCCCUGGAGGGCAAGACCAAGGACAUGGAGGCGAUGGCAAGUACCCUGCUGAGCCAGUCCCAGUCUCAGGCCCGUGACCUUGCAGAACAGAUGGGUCGGAGGUUAAAGGUGGCAGAGGCCAUGCUGGUGGACGCGGUCAAGGCCCGUGAGAGGCUGGUGGCGGACAACGAGAGCGCCGUGGAGGGCCUGCUGGCCACAAUCGGCAGCAAGGACCAGCUUCUCAAGGAGUCAGCGGAGCACUAUAACAGGACACUGUCUGAGCGCAUCCAGGAGAUCGAGGAGCUGAGGCGACAGCUGUGUACCCGGCAGCAGCAGCUGGCCUCCGCUGAGAAACUUAGUUCCACUGCAACACAGGAGGGUUACCUGGAGAUGGCCAAGCUCAGGGCCCUGCUGACCGAGAAGGAAUCCAUCAUCAUUAAACUGCUGGAGCGCGGCCGGGAGAGGGACCAGUUCCUGGCUGAGUUAAGGCAGAAGGAACCUGCACCGUCCCAGGUGCUGGAGCUCAGACAGACAAUCCAGUUGCUGCAGGAGAGACUGGAGGAGAGGGAAGGUGACCUCUCCAAAAGGAACAACAACGAAGACAGCAUGGAGAAGGUCCCUCUCAUCAAGAAGACAGUGGUCAUCCUGAAGAAGGAGUUGGCUCAGAAGACUGAGGCUCUCAACAAGUCUCUGAAGAGGGAGAAUGAGCUCAAGAUGUCCCUGGCUGAUCUCCAGUCAGUGUUGUCUGAGCUGGAGGGGCGUAUCGAGGGCCAGGCGGCCAGUAUAGACUCCCUCACCACCACCCUGGAGACCAAGGACGAGAUUAUAAACGACCUCCACCAGCGUCUGGGCCAGAGAGGGGAGAGUCAGACCAAGGAGCCCCAGGAUCAGGCUGCUGAAGCCGGGGUGGCGCACUCGCUCCCUGGCCUCCCUCAGCGGGAGAGGACCAUCAUCGGUGGUGACAGCCAACAAGAGGUCCUGCCCUUGUUGGCUGAUCUGCAGGUGGAGCACCGCUCUUUGAACCGAGCCCUGAGGGCCGAGCAGCAGCUCUACUCCAGCUUGGUUCGCACAGUCAAAGAACAGGACAGUGCCCAGCGUCUUCACGCCCUCCAGAUGGAGCUGACAGCGGUGACGCUCCUUAGACAGCAGCUGGAAGAAGGGAUCCGGACCAACGAGGAGCUCAGAGAAGACCUGGAAAGGGAGAUCGCCAGAACCAAGCUCUCAAAAGAAGGGCGCGAGGGCCAGGGCCACGUUGACCCCAGGGAGCUGCAGAGUGUCAGGCAUCAGCUGGAGGACACCCAGCGCUGGAACGCCUCCCUGCAGGCCCGCCUCGGAGUCAUCAAGAACCGCGGGGGAGGGGUGGGUGCCACCAAUGACACCGCUGACACCCUGGGUAGUUUCAUGGCCGACCAGACGUCCUACAUGAGUAUCUGUGUAGGAGAGGGGGAGGGCCUGGACCAUCUGUCUGUAGAGGAGCUCCGGCAGAAGGUGAUGGAGCUGCAGGACUAUGUCAGUAGACUGCUGGCUGUGAAUGAGGACCUGCAGAGGACGCUCUCAUUGACUGAGGGCUCAGACCACAACUUAUCACAAAGCAGCUCUGGGAAAGAGCAGCAUCUAGAGCGGAGACAGGAGAAAAAGUCACCGCACAGUGACAGAGUCCACAGUGACUCUGGCCAGGACAGAGGGAGCCAGACGGACAGCGGCCUUGGACAGGUGGUAGAUGGAAGGCUGAAUGACGGCCACCAAUCUGCUAAUGUGACUGUGAGCAGUACCCUGGCCCAGAUCCAGAGAGGGAUAUGGCCUCCCUGGUCUUCCAAAGCCACCAGUGAGAGCCAGUCACAGAGCAGCCAGCAGGGAGAGGUGGAGAGGGACAGAAACUGGGAGCAGCUUUGUUCUCUUCUGUCCGACUGUGGGGCCUUAUCAGUCAACCACCUCAGGGAGGAGCUACAGAGGUUGCGGUCAGAGAAUGUGGACCUGAGGGGUCAAUUAAAGGAGGAGAAAUCCAAGGAGUCCAAGGAGAGCGCCGACACCUUGGGAGACAUCGGCGACGCACAGGGCGACCUCCGCAAGACAUUGGAGAGGCUGAGGUCAGAGGCAAAAGGUCACCACAAGAUUAUCCAGUUGCUGAAGGAGCAGCUGGAGAGGACUGAAGCGGUGGUGGACGUAGAGACCCUGUCGGAUAGUCAGCCGGACAUGAUGGUGACGAUGACCCAGGAGAUGGAGAGGCUGCGUUUGGAGCAGGGGGGAGGAGCUCAUGGUAGAGAGAAACUGCUUGAAGGAGAAGAGCGAGGGAAAGCACAGGGAGAUGGUCAUGCCACACAGGGGAACAGCCACACACAGCCUGCCAAGGGACAUUCAUAUCGCAUCGCAAGACAUGGGGCUGGUGUGAAAUCUCGCCUGCCCGUCCCCGUGAGACACAACAAAACAGACACUGCUGGCAGCAGGGAGUCGGUAAACCAGGCGUCAGACGAGUUCUCUGAACAUCUGAGAGGAGACGUACUACAUCAACUAGGCCUGGAGCACCACCAUGACCAGCAAACGUCAGACUCACACAGCUCUCCUAGAGCCGCCCAGCACUGCAGCCCAGGCUCUAACCAUAGCAGCACCACUAGGGGGACUACCAGACAGGGCCUGGAGACGGAGUUCCUCCGAGCUCAGGCCCCCACCGACGCCGAACUCCUAUCCCAGUUGGAGCUCCUCCACCAGGAGUGCCAGGACAAGGAGCAGCUGAUAGACCGUCUGGAGGAGCAGAUGGCUGAGUGGGACGAACUUCACGCCCAGCUCCGGGAGAAAGACCGGCUCAACUGUCAUUAUAUGGAAGCCCUGCAGGCCGCCGAGUCCACCAUCACUUAUCUUACAGCCUCCAACCUGGACAGAAACAGCCAGGGUGGAGUACUAGGCUCUGGUUCAGAGUACAAACUCCAGAGACAGUGCAUUGAGCUCCAGAAAGCCCUUGAGGAGAAAGAGAGACUCAACACCCAGCUGGUGGAGUGCCUCAACAUGGUCGAGGUGGCCAUUGCCUCGCUCCCCGGCACCUCGUCAUCCGCCAACGCCCUGGACGGUCAUUUGGAUCCCCAGGAGCUGUGUGCGAGGCUGGAGGCGGCCUUACGGCAGGUCAGUGCUUCUCUUGACCCUCUGGUCCUGAAAACCUCAGUUCAAGGGCCUUCAGGGUACCCCCUGAGCCUCAACGCGGAGCUGCAGCAGCAAGCGGACUCCCUGCAGGAGGCGCUGUGGGAGCAGAGCCGGCUGAACGUCGAGCUGCAGGAGAGGCUGAGGUCAGCUGAGGAGGCUGUCGCAGCACAGCAGGGCACUGCCAACACUGCUCCCGCAGGCCUGGAGGGCAAUUACGGCAGGCAGCCAGAAGAAGACCUGAAUGAGAUUCCGAGAGGGAAUGAAACAAAGGAACAGAGAGGUUGGGGAAAACAUCAUGGAAGAAGCAAGUUUGCGUCCGAUGUGAAGAGCAGCCUAGGAUCUGAGCAGGUUGCCAAGCAUCUCUCCGAGUGUCUCAGAGCAGCCGAGUCGGCCAUAGGCUCACUCACAGCUCACUGUACCAAUACGAGCACUUGCACCUCUACCACGACCAGAGCAGCUCAAACCAGCUCUGACUUACAACAGCAGCUAGACAGACUACAGAGAACUCUACAGGAGAGAGAAGCAUUGGACGACCUGGGCUCCACUGAACCCACCCACCAACAGACCAGUGAGAACCCCACACGACACACCACCCCUGGGGCUGAAACCCCCUCUCCCCUAGAGCUCCACCAUAACAUCUGCCUCCUCCAGAAGGCCUUCUACGACCUGCAGGAGGAGAGGGGACGCAGGGAGAGGGAAGCCAAGACGAUGGAGCCUGGAGCUUGGGUACCACCACAAGAUGUCCAGGCCCAGCUGGAAAGCCUUCAGAAGGCUUUGAAGGAGAGGAAGAGGGCCUGUAAGAGCCUGGAGGAGAAGCUGGCCACAGCUCAGUCCAUCAUAGCUCUGCAGAACUCCUCCAAGAAGACCAGUCAUGUAGCAACACAGAGAGCGCCCCCUCUGGAGCAGGAAGACAAGGGCGUGCAGGUGGACCUGCAAGACCUGGGUUACGAAACCAGUGGCAAGAGUGAGGCCGAGGUGGAUAGGGAGGAGAGCAGUAGCACAGAUAUGCAGCUUGUCCCUGGCAGUGCUAACAGCAGCCUACCCUGCCUGCUGAAGCAGGACCAGGAGGAGCCCUCGUUCUCCUCCACAGAGAACCUUGACACGGCCUCCAGUGCCUCCUACCCCAGCUCCCCCACUCUCAGCUCGCCCAAGGUGAGUCUGAAGAGCCUCCAGGCGUUUGACUCCUACGGUCUGUGUGAAGACCCAGCCCAGCUCCAGGCCCAGGUGAGAGAGCUGAAGACCCAGCUAGAGAGCCAACACCAGGUCAUCCUCCACCUGCAGACCAUGCUACGCCGCCGCGCCUCCCUGUCCAGCGAACUGUUGACCGCCACAUCUGACUCCCACACUGCCACGGGAGGUCACACGGGCUCCGAGAGGGGGGAGGAGGGUGGGAAGGAGGAGAGGAGCCUGGAGGGAGAGGCGGAGGUGACGAAGGAGAAGAUGAAGAGUAUGAGCAUGGAGCUGGAGAGGGAGAGGAGCGUGAACAGGAGUAUGAGCGAGCAGCUGUUGCAGGCCCAGCAGCGGAGUCGAUCUGCCUCACCUGCCAGGAUCGACUCCCUGGUGCAGUCGCAGGCGAGGGAACUGUCCCAGCUGCGUCGUCAGAUCCAGGAGAGCCGGGGCCUGGGGGCACUGCAUCGGAUGCAGCUGGAGGAGCUGUCGCAGGCCUUCGAGGAGCUGCUACAGGCCAGCGACGUGGACUACUACGUGGGAGAGGUGUUCCGAGAGCAGCUGGACAAGAGCCUGGGCGUCCUGGAGAGGCUAGAGGGCCGGCUGGAGAAAGGAGACGCUCAACUGGAUAACGAGGACGGGGCAGCACUGGAGCUGGCACAAAGGCUGUCUAAAGAGUUACAGGAGAAGACCCGUCUGGUCCAGAGUCUACAGAUUCAGCUGCGAGGCCAAACUCCUAGCAGCCACCACAGCUCAGACUCGGACCUGUCGGACAGGGUCUCUAACCAGGCCACAGCCUCCUACCACAACAGCCCCACCCUGCCAGCCUGUAUCAAACUCCAUGGCAACCAGGCCUAUCAUGGAAUGAAAGAGUCCAACGGGAGCUCAACGUCGGCUCCAGAGUCUGCAGCUCAGCAGGAUGGGGGCGUGGCUAAGGAUGGGGGUGUGUCUGGCCCUGGGGUAGUUUCUGGACAUAAAUGGAGAGCCAGGCAGCUCCAGGGCCUGCAGAGGGAGAAUGGGCGCCUGGUGGAGCAGCUGAGGAGCAGCGAGGAGCUUAACGCCACGCUGCGCUGCGAGCUGGACCUCCACCGCUCUAUCCUGGUCCAGGGGAUCUCCACACCACUACACACCCAGGGAGAGGGGCUGGGGCAGAGCCAGGGACAGGCUGGGGGGUCACCACAAAACAGGGAGGACCAGAGGGGAGAGGGACACCCAGCUUCACAGCAGGACACUGCCCAGCUAUGCAGCAUGAACCCAGACCUGUUAGCAGAACACCUGUUGGAGAUCAGAGCCCUGAGACAGCGUCUGGAGGAGACCAUCUACAACAAUGACCGGCUCAGAGAACAGCUGGAGAGAAGACUGGGUGAGGUGGAGAGAGACCCAGCCACCAACAUCUUCAUCCACGGUACGGAGGAGCAGGGCCAGCUGACCAGUGAGCUGCGGUUCCUCUGGGGACAGAACCAGGCCCUGAAGGAGCAGCUCAACCUGGGCUCCAGAGACAAGCAGAAGGAGAACGAGAAGCUGCGUGAGGCGCUGGCCAGACGGACGGCCAAGCUGGAGCAGAGCAGGAAGGAGUGUGAGGUCCUGAGACAGGAACACACACGUCUUCAGGACCGCCUGGACAGGAGCAUCCUGGAACACACACACCUCCAGGACACACUGCACUACAGCCGCCAGGAGAUCCACAGGUUGCAGUGUGAGGUGAAGCUGCAGAGACAGCAGCUGUCAGACAGUCAACACCUCCUCCAGUCUCUACGUGUGGAGCUGCAGGUCUACGAACAGAUCAAAACUGGGACACACAAGCACACAGGUAGUGUCCUACAAGCACACAGGUUGUGUCCUACAAGCGCACGCACACACACACCUGUUUCUGACAUUCCCUCUCUAGAGUCCAGUGGUACAGCCCAACAGUCUGGUUCAGGGUCUGGGUCGAACCAAGUGGACCUGGGGGAGCUGCUGUCAGAGAUCCGCCACCUGAGGCUGCAGCUGGAGAGGAGCAUCCAGACCAACACGUCCCUGAGGCAGAAACUGGAGGAACAGCUGCUCAGAGGUCCCAACCGCCCAGAUACCAUCAAUAUCAACUAUCUACUGGCUACUUCAGAGGUUACAGACAGGUCUCCUGGUUGUGAUGGCUGUGAUCCUCCCCGCCACUCCUCCUCUCACGAUCUGAAGCGUCAAGCCCAGUCGGAGAUGGACGCUGUGUCACAGUGUAGUAACAGUUCUGGGGACAGUAUCUCUGGCUCGGCUCCCCCUCCAUCCCGCUUGGUGCCCGGCCACCGCCUAUGGGCCAACCGCCAAGGGCGCCACAUCCUGGGUCUUAUCGAGGACCACAAUGCCCUGCGGAAGCAGAUCUCCGAGGGAAGGAGGCUCACCCGCACCAUGGACACACACCUGCAGGAGUGUGUCUGCACACUCAGCCAGCAGGGGACUGACAACAGGGUGGUGGAGCAGGGUCACCUGAAGGCUCUGUCCAGCAGUGUGAACACUAUGCAGCAGGUCCUGGAGGAGGCUGGCCAGCUGCUCAAACUGGUCUGGAGGGUAUCACUGCCCUCUGGCACUGUGACCGCAACCAGCAACCAGCAGGAUGAGCUGUUGAGGAAUGAGAUAGCUAGUCUGAAGAGCCGUCUGUCCCAGCAGGAGCGGAUGCUGAGCGGUGCAGUCAAACGGCUGCGGACCACCAACCAGCUCAAAGAGGGCAUGGAGAGGGUCAUUAUUGACCAGCUGUCGUUAACCCAUGGAGUGCUGAAGAAGGCCAGAGGGAAUCUAGAGACAAAUUAUUAUACCGUCUUUGGGCUGAAAGGCCUGUCUGGAGGACCAGAGGAAGGAGGUCCCGGUCAAUGGUCAGUGACCAUCGGUCCUUCAGGAUCCGCCAAGGGAGUGAGUGUCCUCAGCCCUGCCAGCAGAUACACUGAAUCCCCAGAGGAGAGGAACAGUGACUCCUCAUCCCACUGCAGCUACUAGAGCUGCCGAUCCAAUAGUCUACGGUGCCUUCCUCUCGUCACCUUUCCUUUGUCUGCACUGAUGUGUUAUACAGUUUAGCAAAAGCAUUACUGGUUUUCCCCUAAUCUGUUCAAAUUAAGGAAAAGGGACAAGGAGAGGUAGGCACUUUACAUCUCACUAUUGAGACGUGCCCCUGCUCUAAUACUGUCUGCUUGUUGAGUAACCUUACCCUGAGCUAUGCAAAUAGGACUGUACUUGCACACUUGCCUAUGUUCGGUACAAAAGUUGUAAAAGGAAAUGUAACAUUCUAUCCCUCUUGUAAAUGUAAUUUCUUAAGAUUGUAAUAUCCUUUUUAUACAAUGGAUGUCUUUCCCUGUCAAUUGUGGGUUCUUGUUUGUGUAAUGUCCUCAAAACAUUAACUAUACAUGAAGACACAAUCAAAAUGUCAUGUUCUACUAGGUAUUUUAUUAGCAAAUCUGUUUUAAUGUAGCAGUACGUGAUGCACAAAUGAAAAGUAAGAAAAUCCAAUUAACAUUUUUAAAAGGAGAAAACAUCCCUCAGUCCAAGCGUUAGAAAAGUCAAAAUGAUAUAGAAAACAGCAGAAAGUAACUAGGCAGCUCAUUACAAAUGUAUAAAUUGAUUAAAUGUGGCGUCACAAUUUGAUAUACGGGUUUGAUUUUUCGAUACCAAAAGGUCUUGUCAGAAAUGGCCUAUAAAACUAGGCCGGGGGAAAGACUGGACACUGUCAACAAGACAGAUGUUCAAUAGCACCAAGAUCUGUUACUACUGAUUCCUUUAGAGGUAAAUGUCUACAGUCUCUCAAUGGACUUUUUUAACUAGCCCUUGUAAGCAGCUGUAUCCUCUGUUUUGACAUUCCCACUGAGGUAUAGUAGGCUAUAAGCAUGACAAAUUGGAGAUAUGACCCAUGUGAAUGCGAGCAUUUUCUUAACACCCAAAGCCCGAUUGUUAGAAUCCUGCACGUCAGGAGUUUGUACAGCAGAUUCGAAAGGUGACUGGCUUGACAAAUAUCACUUCAACUGAAAAGAAUGAACCAACACUGUUGCACCGUGAAAAGUAUAAUUCAGAAGAGAAUGGUUACAGUGCCGUGUGAGGAGAAUACGAUAGCCAUGUGUGACAAGAGUUUCAGGCCCAUAACUUAACAGGAAAACCUCCUGGCCCCAGUCGUACACUCCACGUGGUCGGUCUACCUCUGUAUGUGGCGUACGAAGGCCUGCACCAGCUGGAUGAAAGGCUCCUGACCCUCGUGGCUGGCCUUAGCGCCUGGGGGCUGGGGAGAUGGCAGCAGGCUGCUGGCCGGGGACGAGGGGGCGCCACGGCGGAAGUGACGGGACAGGCUGGAGAGGAGGGUGCUCUGGAGGGGAGACAGGCAUCACAUAAUAUUAAAAAAGCUUUUUUUUAAUGAAUUGCAGGUUACUAGAAACAAGACACUGAGCUGAUGGAGAACAGAUGGGACUAGAGUGGAAUGGCAAAGAACUAGUCUGGUGGUACUUUAAUGAUGCUUUGAGUUUGAAUGAGGAGAAUGACUUACCAGUUCAGAGCCAAGCUCUUGUUUGAGUCUCUGUUUGUCUCUGGGGGCGAUACUGGGGUCCUUCAGACAGCGGACGGCCUGGGAGAUGAGCACGUAGAAACAGUUCUCCAUGGUGAACAUCAGCAGAGACCUGGAAGGACAGUCACACAUACCAGUUAGAAAUAACCAAUAUUACCACCAGUGAGAACAACUUUCUCUCUGUCUCCUUACUUAAGGGCUUGGGUUUCCUCUGACGAGGCCAGGGAGGCCACACUCAGAGAGGCUGGCUCCUUCUUCUCUACCUAAAUACGGACAGAACACAGAAAGUUAAAUGUACAGUACAAUUUAUAUUUCCUCAUUUGCAAGAAAUAAAAUAUCAACGUCA